This is a messenger RNA of Striga asiatica, 564 nucleotides long. The record is from the annotation of a GenBank genome assembly. NCBI's taxonomy places the organism in Eukaryota, Viridiplantae, Streptophyta, Magnoliopsida, Lamiales, Orobanchaceae.
AUGCAGAACCACAUAUAUCGUCUGAGAUACAUGUGUGAAGAAAACAGUAUUGGAUGGAGUGAUUCAAGCCACAUGUUAGAGGUAAGAGACGAUGUUUGGAAGGCAUCUCUGAAGUGUUACAUAGUGCGCCCACCCCAACUAGGGAGAAUUCAUCGCAGCCAUGUAGAAGUGGAGAAUAAAAUUGAGAUUUGUGGUGAAACUGGAGGUCCCGAACACCAUUUAUCCUCGACGCAACAUUGUAAAAGUAGUGCACUGGGGAAAGAGAAACAAGGCACAGAGAGGAAAAAUAUAAGCGAUGUGGAAGAGCGCUUCGCGAAUUUGUUAACCUCUUUUUGCGACAAGACUGAUAACAAAUUUUCUGAAUUGGUUACCCAAAUUGUUGUCCACCAUGAUGAUAAGGAACUAUGGAAGUCCGUGUACGAUGCGCUAAAUGGCAUACUAUUUUUUACGAUUCAACUAAAACUUAUUGUUGCAAAGUAUUUAUGCAAGAACACUGAUGAGAUGGAUUUGUUAUUUCAGUCUGAAAGAAGAUGCAAAGUUGCAAAUGGUGCAAAUGAUUCUUGA